UGUGUGUGUGUGUGUGUGUGUGUGUGUGUGUGUGGAGGCUCUCUCUCUCUCUCCCUCUCCCUCUCUCUUCAAAGCUCUGUACUUGAAAGUGGGGUCGAGACGACAGUUGUUGUCCUUCGCGCCCGGUGCCACGCGCCGAGCUCCUCUGUCGCCGCCGCCGCCGCCGCCGCCAUGCCUCGAGGAUUCCUGGUGAAGAGGCUCCGGCGAUGCUCGGCGUCCUACCGGCCGCGACACACCGGCAACAGCAGCCGGGCUGCAGCGCCCGGAGGCGACUGGGCCAGCGGCGACAACUGCGAGGCGAGCAGUGCGCCGGCGGCGGAGCGCCACGACGCGUUGAGCAUGCUCGCGUCCGGCGCACUGCUCCCGGCGUCCCGCGAGGACUCCGCCGGUGUCGGGGGCGCGUGGAGCCCUCACGUGGAGUCCGCGCUGGAGGCUGAGGCGGACCGCCGCGCGCAGCUCCCGGAGACCGAGGAGCAGGUGAGCGAGGUGGACGUUUUGACCCCUGAUGGGGACUUCUCCUGCUUCUUCCCGCCACCUCCUCCUCCUCAUCCUCCUCGUCAUCCUCCUCCUCCUCCUCCUCCUCCACGCCACCUGUCACCAUCGGAGUCCUGCGGCCCCGUUAAACCGCUCGGCACGAGACUGUUGGAGCAGCGCGAGGGAGGCGAGACGCGCGCCUCGCUCCCCGCCAGGUGCCCGACAUCGUCGCCGGUGUUGCCGGAGCUGCCGUUCCCGGUGAGUUCAAGUCCAACCUCGGUCCCCGCCUCCGUCGAGAGGCUGCUCGCUCCUCACCACCACCACCACCACCACCACCACCACGCGCCGCCGUACGGCAACGGUGACAAAUAUGACCCGAGCGGGACUCGCGCGCACUUGUUCCCGCCGCUGACCUUGAUGAGCCAGGAGCCGCGCCACGCGGAGAGGAAACGGCCCUUCCUCGAGCCGGAGCAGCGCGCCAACGGCCACCGACACAGCAAGCCGUCCGCGGGCAACCUGGCGAAGAAACCCAAAGUGCACCGCAAACUCAACUUCGAGGACGAGGUCACGACCUCGCCGGUGCUGGGCCUGCGCAUCAAGAAGGAGAGUCCCGAGCUGAGGAGACAGCGGGAGAAGUCGUGCGCGGCCGCCGGGAACCAGCCGCUGAGGGAGUUCAUCUGCCAGCUGUGCAAGGAGGAGUACUCCGACCCCUUCUCCCUCGCGCAGCACAAGUGCUCCCGCAUUGUGCGCGUGGAGUACCGGUGUCCCGAGUGCGACAAAGUCUUCAGCUGUCCCGCCAACUUGGCCUCGCACCGCCGGUGGCACAAGCCCCGUCCGGUAAACGGCCAGGGGGCAGAGGCCCCGACGACCAAGGGCCCGCCGUCGAAAGGGGCGCGCGGGCCCCCGCAGCACGAGCGGCAGCCGGCGGAGACGGAGGGCAAAGAGAACGAGCUGCUGCGCAUCAACGCCAACCAGCACCACCGGGCGCUGGACAGCUCCCGCGUCAGGCGCGAGCCGCCCCUGCUGCUGCUCCACGGCCGCUCCCGGGACAGCCCCGACACGGACAGCCUCGCGCCUCCUCACUACGACCCCUCGGCGCAUUACCGCCUGCCGGGGGAGGCUCGUCUGGACCUGCAGCGGCAGGUGCGGGCGGCGGACAGCCCGCCGUCCAGCCUCCUCCUGCUCCCCGGCGACCCGGACGAGCGCGCGGAGCCGCCGGAGCUGCCGCACCCGCCGCCGCCGCCGCACUCGCGCCAGCACUCGCCGUUCGUCCAAUCGUCGCCGGAGGACGAGGUGCACGAGUGCCGCUACUGCGGGAAGACAUUCCGCCGACUGGCGUACCUCAAGAAACACCUGGCGGCGCACGAGGUGACCGCACUGGCGCCUCCGCCCGCGCCCGCGUCCCCGUCCCCGUCCCCGUACGGCCAGGCGCGCGACAGCGGCGGCGGGCAGAGCCAGGUGUUCCUGUGUCACCUGUGCGGCGCGCGCUUCCCGUCGGUGGAGAUCAGGGACAAGCACCACCUGUGGCACGCGAUGAGGGACGACCUGUUGGCGGGAGCGCUGGGCGGAGGCGUGUUCCGCGCGCACAGGGAGGAGAGCGGCGCCGGGGGAUGCGAGCAGCAGCAGCAGCAGCAGCAGCAGCAGCAGCUCUUCACGUGCAAGCACUGUCCGUCCACCUUCUUCAGCUCGCCGGGACUCACGAGGCACAUCAACAAGUCUCACCCCACCGAGAGCCGGCAGGUGAUGCUGCUGCAGAUGACCGUGCGGCCGUAGAGCAGACACUCCCAAGACGCGCAAAGGCGAAAGAUGAUUCGGAAGAAAAAAGAAGAAGAAUGUAUAGGUCAUCGGUUGACACUGCGAGGGGGAAGCUCACAGAACUUAGGAGCUGUUCUCAUUGACCAGUCGUGCAUGUCACAUGUGGCCCUGUGGUGAACUGCAGCUGUCCAUGGUGCUGAAACGAAACACCCCACUGACACUGAAGGAACUGAACCCGUGUCCACGAACACGAGUGGACAAAACAGGAUUUGAAUUAUUGCGAGUCGAAAUGUCUUGCAUUUCAAGAGAAAAGGGAGCAUUUUCAUUCAGUGGACAGGUAAUAUCCAGGAUGCUCCGUGAUCAAUUAAAUCAACGAGACACUUGAAAGUGGAGGGACAAGAAAAUGUCCUUAUUUAAAAAAAAAAGAAAAGAGGCCAUGUUGCUUAAAAAAUCCUUUAGGGAAAUCUCUGAAUAUAUUGAAUAAUAGUAUUGAAUGUGCCGCUACAAGGGUGACUGUCAAUCAUACAAGUAGGACACUGUAUCUAUAUUUCCAAAUCUAUGCCCACGUAAGAGGAUGACCUCUUGCUUCAGCUUCUCUCGCAUCUUGUCACAUUAAAACAACUCAACCGUCAACAUCCGAGCGAACCAGACUGAAAGAUGGGACAGAAAUGUCGUUUUCAUUAUGACUACAGAGUAUAAAGGAAGAACGUUACAUACUGUAAAUGCUGAAGCAAUGAUCGCCACAGCUCCCCCCCCCCAAGACGUUUAAGCUCACGUUCAACAUAUUCCUGUGGCGAAGAAAAUCCGAUUACACCGGUGCUCAGGAGCAGAGCAGUGGCUCACAUUACUGGCCGGUAUAGUGUGUCACACAGAGCCAGACCAUAAUACCUGUAAUCACGUUUUAGAAAGUGACCUUCCUUCACCUGGAAUCAAUCUCCUUAACUCCAUGUGAUGUACAGUGAACGGUAAAAGAACUGGUGAUAAAAAGAGAAAAUAAUCCAUAAUCUGACCAUAAUUUGCCUUUUUUUUCUUCUUCUUUAGCAAAUGUGCCAGUUAACUUCUCAGCUAGAACAUAUUUUCGUACAAAAAUGGAACAUUUAAUGUUAUUUCUGCUAGUUAAAAAAAAUAAAAUUGUUUAAUGUUUAUUAAUCACUGUUCAAACGCGUUCAUGAUUCUAAAAAUGUAAUUGUGAUUCUAAGGAGCCUAUACAGUACAUUACUAUUUUGAUAUGUCGGAAGUUGAGUGUUAAAUUUAUUCCACGCUAUUGUCAAUAAAUAAU
This is a messenger RNA of Scophthalmus maximus (turbot), 3508 nucleotides long. Its product is annotated as insulinoma-associated protein 2. Gene Ontology annotation, cellular component: transcription repressor complex; nucleus. The record is from RefSeq and is a predicted model, not a curated record. Lineage: Eukaryota; Metazoa; Chordata; Actinopteri; Pleuronectiformes; Scophthalmidae. Bases 172 to 2247 code for a protein of 691 amino acids. Gene Ontology annotation, biological process: negative regulation of transcription by RNA polymerase II; neuron differentiation; regulation of cell cycle process. The transcript has a single exon. Gene Ontology annotation, molecular function: RNA polymerase II cis-regulatory region sequence-specific DNA binding; DNA-binding transcription repressor activity, RNA polymerase II-specific.